This is a messenger RNA of Malaya genurostris, 999 nucleotides long. RefSeq names its product general transcription factor IIH subunit 3 (gene Tfb4). Bases 72 to 938 code for a protein of 288 amino acids. Gene Ontology annotation, cellular component: transcription factor TFIIH core complex; transcription factor TFIIH holo complex. The record is from RefSeq and is a predicted model, not a curated record. Lineage: Eukaryota; Metazoa; Arthropoda; Insecta; Diptera; Culicidae. The transcript has 6 exons. Gene Ontology annotation, biological process: nucleotide-excision repair; regulation of DNA-templated transcription.
CUGGUGUGGUGAAUAUAAGAUCAUAUUUUUGACGUAUAUCGGCGAAAUGUUUACAAGCAUGCGAAGUUACGAUGGAUGAAAAUAAGGACGCCAGCUUACUGGUCAUUGUAUUGGAUACGAACCCGUCUCAGCAAAUCAUACGCACAAACCCCCAUCACUUAACACAAUGCCUCGAUUCUAUCGUGGCGUUCGCCAAUGCACAUCUCAUGCAAAAAGCUCAAAAUAAAUUGGCUGUACUUGCUUGCCAUCAUCAUGCAACUGAAUUCCUUUAUCCGACACCAGGGAAGCCUCUGGAAAUCCGUCAGGUUGAUGGGCAGUUCGAAGUCUUUACCUUAGUGGAAAAAACUAUCAAGCAGAAAUUGGCCAAAGUAAUCAACGAGGCCCCGCGAUUGACGGCACCCGCCGAGUCGCUUCUAGCCGGCAGCAUGGCCAUGGCUCUGUGUUAUAUCGCAAGAAUAAAUCGCAACAAACCGCCAGGUCUAAAAAUUACCUCUCGCAUUUUGGUGGUUACCGGAAGCAACGAGUGCGCUUCACAGUACAUGACAUACAUGAACGUGUUUUUCACCGCUCAAAAACAGGCCGUAACGUUGGACGUCUGCGCCUUAGACAAACCACUGACUCUCCUCCAGCAAGGCUGUGAUAUCACGGGAGGACAAUAUUUGAAAUUGCCUCAGUUGGACGGAUUCUUGCAAUACUUGCUGUGGGUUUUCCUGCCAGAACCCCAAAUGCGUUGCAAAUUGGUGCUUCCACCCCCAGUAAAAGUAGAUUACCGUGCGGCUUGCUUCUGCCAUCGAGAGCUUAUCGAUAUUGGCUAUGUGUGCUCAGUAUGUUUAUCGAUUUUCUGCAAAUUCAGCCCGAUCUGUACAACGUGCCACACCGUAUUCAAGGCACCCGCGACAAUUGCAGCUAAGCCAAAAAAGAAAAAAAUGAGAGUAUAAUGGUUGCUUCGCAUAUCUUCUAUUUUACAAAUACAGUUAAAUUCAUCGUUUCUACAGUAAA